Messenger RNA from Fopius arisanus, 1046 nucleotides. It is a transcript of the gene galla-1, whose product is annotated as cytosolic iron-sulfur assembly component galla-1. The coding region runs from base 365 to 880 and encodes 171 amino acids. Lineage: Eukaryota; Metazoa; Arthropoda; Insecta; Hymenoptera; Braconidae. The transcript is spliced from 3 exons. The record is from RefSeq and is a predicted model, not a curated record.
CUAGCUCUUUUCCUUCGUUUUGAGAUGUUCGAGACCACUCUCAUCUGAUCGCCAGUACAAUUAUGUUGUUUUGAUGAUUUGGAGCAUCAGAUGUUGCACAGACAUAAACCCCAAGUAGUUGGUGAAUUAAAAAUUCGAGAUUUCAUUGGAUAAAUCAGGCAAAUCGAUUUUAAUGGAUGAUUUGUUGAUGACUCGUGAUUUUGACACUUGAUUCUGGACUUUAGGACUUUGGGGGACUUUAGGAGUGAAAAAAUUUGGUUAGGUUGUAGAUCAUGAUGGCAAACGGAUUAUCAUACUAGUUGAAAGGGAUUAUACGACCCACGAAUGUUCAGCAUUAAGAUAUCAAUUAUAUCUUGGAUAAGAAAUGUUUUCGUUAUUACGCAAGCUAUCGAUCGGGAGCAAAGUCAAAGAUGGUUUAAUGCCUGAUCAUAUAAUGGGGACUGCCACGGAUUUGACAGAUGAGAAGAAUCAGAAUUGUUUCAUUGAAGAUGCUAACGAACUCAAGGAAAAUGUUUAUGAUCUUCUGAGGACAAUAAAAGAUCCAGAGAAGCCUCAAACUUUGGAAGACCUGGAGGUAGUCUACGAAGACUGUGUAAGUGUAUCACAGGGAAAUGCUAAUGAUAACUACAUAAUUCGUGUUGAAUUCAAUCCAACUGUUCCUCACUGCUCCCUCGCCACAUUAAUUGGCCUGUGUAUUAGAGUUAAAUUGGAGCGUAAUCUGCUGGCGUCCUUCAAGCUGGAUAUAUUUAUUAAAAAAGGAGCACACUCCACGGAGGAUGAAAUCAAUAAACAGAUAAAUGAUAAAGAGAGAAUCGCAGCUGCCAUGGAGAAUCCAAACUUGAGCGAUUUGGUGGAGAAGUGCAUCAAAGAGGACGAGUAAACCUGAUUUUUUAUUAAUUUAUUCCCGAGGAUCGAUUUUAUCCAUUUCAUAGUGAAAUGUGAGAUUAUGAGAUAGGAAAAUGAGAAGUGUAUUAGUUUUUCUAUUUCAGUUUGAUUCCGAGAUUUUAAAAGGACUGGUUAUUUAUUGAUUCAGUUACUGUUUUUAC